Esox lucius (northern pike) is the source of this 672-nucleotide messenger RNA. RefSeq names its product crystallin, gamma MX, like 2 (gene crygmxl2). The coding region runs from base 93 to 620 and encodes 175 amino acids. The transcript is spliced from 3 exons. Gene Ontology annotation, molecular function: structural constituent of eye lens. The record is from RefSeq and is a predicted model, not a curated record. Gene Ontology annotation, biological process: lens development in camera-type eye; visual perception. NCBI's taxonomy places the organism in Eukaryota, Metazoa, Chordata, Actinopteri, Esociformes, Esocidae.
UCACUACCACACGUCAGAUGACUUGUCAGUAGAGUAUAAAAGGCGCUCUGGGUCUACUGUGGACUACGGUGCAGCCAUCAAGCCCUCCAGCUAUGGGAAAGAUAAUCUUUUACGAAGGUCACAACUUCCAGGGCCGCCACUGGGAGUGCAACAGCGACUGCUCUGAUACCUUCAGGCACUUCAACUGCUGCAACUCCAUCCGGGUGACUGGCGGGCACUGGGUGGCCUACGAGAAGCCCAACUUCAAUGGCUACCAGUACAUUCUGAGCCAGGGGGAGUACCCCGACUACCACCGCUGGAUGGGGUUCAACAACUGCAUCCGUUCCUGCCAGAUGUUCCCCCCUUACAGAGGAGCCUACAGGAUUAGGAUCUUCAACAGGCCAGAGAUGUCCGGCAGCAUGAUGGAGUUCACCGACGACUGCCCCAACGUGUUCGAGCGUUUCCAGUACCGUGACGUCUUCUCCUCCAAUGUCAUCGAGGGGUACUGGGUGUUCUACGAGCACCCCAACUACAGGGGUCGUCAGUACUUCCUCCGGCCCGGCGAGUACAGGGCCUGCAGCGACUGGGGCUGCAGCAAUCCCUGGGUGGGCUCCUUCAAGAGAAUGAGGAGUGGCCUCUGAGCUCCUCGCCCCUGGACUGUAACAAAGUGAUUAAACGUGCUGGUUUUUAAAA